AGAAUAAGUCAAGGGGCGGGGAGGGCGGCGCGGUGGCAAGGCGUGUGUGGCGCGAGGUGGCAAGGAUAUGCGUGCGCAGACGAGCAUGGGAAGUCACUCUUGUUUUGGGAGUAUCGAUUUUUGGCCAGUGUUCAGUUGGAUACUGUUCAUGCCACGAGUGGAAUAUGUAUCUUAGUGUUUCCCCGUGAUCUUGUCGUCUGCAGCUGUGUUACUGAGGCCGCCUUCUCCCCUCCACCACCAUGACUAAGGACAGACUUGCCGCGUUGAGAGCAGCGCAGAGUGAUGAAGAUGAUGUCGGACCUGACGAUGUUGCCGUCAAUGUGGAUGGCAACGUCGGAUACAUGGAUGACUUCUUCAACGAGGUGGAGGAGAUACGAGAAAUGAUAGAGAAGAUCCAGAACAAUGUGGAAGAAGUUAAGAAGAAGCACAGUGAGAUUCUAUCCGCCCCGCAAACGGACGAGAAGGUGAAGCAGGAGCUCGAUGACAUGAUGACUGACAUCAAGAAGACAGCCAACAGAGUCCGUGCUAAACUUAAAGUCAUUGAACAGAACAUCGAAUCUGAGGAGCAUGUGAGCAAGGCCAGUGCAGACCUCAGGAUAAAGAAGACACAACACUCGACUCUCAGCCGCAAAUUUGUGGAGGUGAUGACUGAGUACAAUCGCACACAGACUGACUACCGUGAGCGCUGCAAGGGAAGGAUACAGAGACAGCUGGAGAUCACGGGACGCAACACCACCAGUGAAGAGCUGGAGGACAUGCUGGAGCAGGGCAACCCAGCGGUCUUCACACAGGGGAUUAUCAUGGAGACCCAGCAGGCCAAACAGACCUUGGCGGACAUCGAGGCUCGACAUGAAGACAUUGUCAAACUGGAGACUUCAAUCAGGGAGCUCCAUGACAUGUUCAUGGACAUGGCAAUGCUUGUGGAGAGUCAGGGUGAACUGAUGAAUAGGAUUGAGAAUCACGUACAGGAAGCUCAGGACUAUGUGGACACAGCCAAACAGGACACUAAGAAAGCCAUCAGAUACCAAAGCAAGGCCAGAAGGAAGAAAAUUAUGAUCAUCAUAUGUGUUAUAGUUUUGUUACUUGUUCUUAUUCUCAUCCUCGGAUUCACUGUAAAUUAGUAGUGUUGUGCGGGUGUGGUGGAGGUGUGGGCCCUCCUGCCGGGUGUGUGCAGGUGUGGCUUGGGGUGUCAGGCAUGGAGAUGGGCCUUGCAGGGUUGUACCAGCCUUGGGAAGUAGUGGUGUGGUGUCAGGCUUGGAAUCAUGGUAGGUUUGGAGUCUCAGGUGUGUCACAGAUCCUUAGCUGUGGUGUGGGGAUCAGGGCGUCAUGCAGGUGUGGCUCUGGCUUGUCACACGUGGCUGGGCAGCUUGACACGUAUGGGGAAGAGAAUUUAUGCCCUAUUACUGUGUGGAAUAUUGCAUUGAGAGGUGUGUGAAGGUGUGGGUGGGUUGAGAGAGAGAGAGAGAGAGAGAGAGAGAGAGAAAGGACCUGGUAUAUAGGAAUUGAAUGUCACUAGUCCCUCACACAGUGGCACUAAAGCUGUGAGGGAGAGAGGCAGGCAGGGAGAACAGUGGAGAGUAUGAUUGCAUUGCUUAGCAGAAGAGAUAGAGAAGUUUGAGCAUGUUGAGUUGAGUUGUAAAGACAUUACUAUUUGUUGAUAUUUGUUAAGUGUCGGGGUUUUGUAUCCAGUUCGCUGUUUUAUCUUUGUGUUCAUCAUAGCAUUAGACUGACAGGUGCCCAUUUUUUUUAUUAUUGUUUUUUGGUGAUUUUUUUUAUAUAUGCAUUUAUUCCUAACUGUGGGUGAUGUUUGUGAAGAUAAAAGGGAGUGUGAGAUUGGACGAAUUGAUUUAUAGGUGUGAAAAACCACAACACAACUUGAGAUGAAGCAAGAUAGAGAAUUGGAAGAGGGUUUCAAAAUAGGUGACACACUUUGACGUAAACUUCCUCUUCGUAAAUUUCACCAUUAGACAUUCCUCCAUUAAAAUUCCCUGAAACUAAUGUAACUUGUCUGCAGGGGAAUUAUAUUUGGUGAAAAUCUUAUGAGUGAAUGUCUACAAUGGAAAUCAACCAUAGGGGAGAGUUACAACAUGAGGUUUUGCUUAUGUGCCAAACUGUGCAGCGAACACCUUCCUCACAGCCAGGAAAGGGAAGGGCGGGUCACACUCACUCUAGUCUAGACAGUAGAAAGACUAACACAAAUAUAGAACUGAAAAGAGACAAUAUUAAGAGAAAGUUUAAGGAAAAAAAGACAAAAAAAAAAAAACAUUAUCAGAGUAACAAAUAUCUGAGAGAGGGGAAAAUAAUUAUGUAAAUGAUAAACAGAGGCUUGGAAAGAAAGUAUGUGCAUAAACCUUAGCAUUAGUUAUGGAAGGAACACUGAGUUGGCUAGAGUUAAACUUUUUUCCCUCUUGUCUUUAAUUUAUUUAGUCUAUUAUGAUUAGUGUCCUUUUUUGUACAUAUUUAUCCUGUUUUCCUGUGAUGGGUGGCAAUGACUGGUGUGGAAGGAACAGAGGGAAAGAUAGAGGAGGAGAUCGGUCAGGGCCUGCACGGUGCAUCUUCAAUACUGGUUGUGUGAUGGCUUAACAUUUUCAUACUUGUGCCUUUUUGUAGAUAUAGGCAAAGGUACAUUCGACCCUUCACUACCACAGCCACAGAUGGUUACUUUUACUUAAUGCCGCGUGCCCCUUACUCUGACGUGUCCCCCAAGUUUAUCAUUACGUAUUGGUGUGGUUAUUGUCAUUGGGUUUCCUCAUUAUUGCCAGCCGUGUGUCGAGGGGCUUGUCUGUCGCACACACUUUGCCGAAAUGAGUGUUAGUUUUGAGUGUUUACUUGUGUGGUGUGUUUUGUGAUUGAGUGCUGCAGUUUCUGAGUGGAUCUUUUAAUUUUUGUUUCUUGUCAUCUGGAGAGAAUAGUUUGUAGUUAAAUUCAUCAUGGGAAGUUCAGAGAAGUUUUUUUUUUUAAUGGAAUAUGCUAAGAUUAGGUUUAUUCCAUUUUCUUUCCUCCUCAGGUGACAUUUAUCACAUGGAGGCUAUACACUUUUAUGUUUGUGAAUGUUUUGAUGAGGUAUUUUGAGGUUAGGUUGAUUUCAUUUCCUUUCUCCCUCAUGUCCCAAUCCUCACAUCCACCAGACUGUAAGAAGUAUAGCUAGAACCCAUGGUGAAGUUCCUGGAUAAAAGAUUCUAUCAUUAUUAGUGCAUAUGAUGUGACUGCACUCCAUGCCAAGACUACCAAUGUAAUCCCAUCCACUGAGGAGACACAGACAGUAAUGUUACCCCUCACUUAUGCUCUUACCAACUGCCUGCCCAGCAAACCAACUUUAUAGAGUGCAAAAUUUGUUCACGAAAAUAUUGAAAAAUUAAGGAAACUAUUUGGAUUAGAGUAGUAAUGAUAGUAAUAGUGAUGAUUUAGUGUUAAUCUUUAGUUAUUUGUAAGAUGCUGGAUUCUAUACACAAGUCUAGUACCUUAUAAAUAAAUGAAGGUUUUGGUAGUAACAUUAAAUCCAUUUUUCAUACAUCUGGAUACAAAUGUACAUAAUUGAGUCAUUGAGUGGACAGGAGCAUUGGUGAGUGGCAGUGUUACCAUAUCAGUGAGUUGCCCGGUGGAGAAACAACAUUGUGAGAGUCAGAGUGAUGGAGUGUAGUGGAGAUGGAUGAGUAAAGGAAGCCAAGGUGAGGAUGAUUCAGUCCUCACCCUGAUAUCCUUUGCCUGUCAACCAUCAUCAUCGUCAUCAGCACCACCACCAAUGUCAUCAUUCUGAAGAGAUCCUCUUCCAUAUUCUUUACUCUUCUGCCUCACAUCACAACUCUUGAUCCUGAUCUUUACACAAGUGACAUCCAGACAAGACAAGUGAAUUGCAGUGUGUGAAGAAGUUAUGUUACUUUCAAAUUGUACAUAAAUUGAAAUGACCUAAGUUGAUUUAUAUUUUUCAUAAUGUAGUUAUGGUAAUUUCUUUUUUUAUUUAUAUAUGAAAAUUCUACUGUAUAUUUUUUAGAUAUUAUACAUUCAUAGAUCAAAGAAUAAAGUAAAUUUACUCAUCAAAAUUCACCAAUCACACGGCAAUUCACCACCACUUCAUUCACAACGCCAGUGAAGCACCAACAUUACACCACCACAACCACCACAUCACCAGAUAGAUACGUAAACACACCACCAUCCACGUCACCAACAGUAACACUCCAUUGAUGCACACGUCAUCCACCAGCAGCUCUUCCAUAUAGUCCCCGGUGCUCAGAGUGUGAUAGGGACACUGACUUGGCCCAGCGGUGGCAGGUCACAGAAGCACAAAGGUUGCAGGGGAGUCAAGGUGCUGGACUGUGCUGAUUUAGGAUGCUAUCAAGUCUCUCCUGUUCCUUGUCUCUGUUAGGUUAUUUUAUGUUACGGAGAUCAAGACGUAUAAGGUUAUAACACGCAUUUUAUUUCUUUUACAUCUUUUCUCCACUUUACGUUGUUUUGAAAUAGUCGUUUUGAUGAUAAUUACCAGCACAGUCCUUGUUAUUUUGUGUAUGUAAAGUUUAUAUGAGGAUAGCUGUUCUGUUUCUUGUUAUUGUUGUUAUCAUCAUCAUCAUUAUUAUUAUUAUUAUUGUCAUCUCUUGUUUAAUCCUAGUUCUAGUCAAGAAUGUUUCAGUAUUUCUUGUUUGUUGGUUUACAGUCAAGUUUCAUAAUUUAGCACUUCAUCUGACUAAUGUUAUCUGUUUUUCUCUCAUUUUUUUCUUCUUUUCCUAUCGUCAGUGCUUUUCAGAUGCAUACAAGGUAAAACACACACACACACACACACACACACACACACACACACACACACACACACACACACACACACACACACACACACACACACAGUUUGCUUACAUUUAUGCAGAAGGGAAAGAAAAGGAAAAUUUGUCUAGAAUCUUUGGGACUUGACUGGGUUGGGACACUGGCUGGCUGGAAGGACUAAUUGGCUGGCGAAUUAGCUGAUCACUGAGCAAAUUGGCUUCGUUAUUGGCUGACUAGUUGGUUGGCUGGUCAGCUGUUUGGACUAUUGAUUGGGUAAUUGGCCAGCUGGAUGAAUGGUUGAUCAGUUGGUUGGGUGUAUGACUGGUUGGCUAACUCUCUGAUUGGGAACUGGUUGAAUCAUUCGGCUUGUGUGUUUGUGUAUGGCUCAUAUUUUGAAACACCUCCUCACAACACCUACUUUCAAAAGGCUCUAGUUAAGAUUACAGUAGUUUUUAUGGGUGUCUUUAUGGUUCAGAUUAGUAAGAUUUGUACAUUAUUAACAGAGAAACACUUGAGAACUCAUUUAACCCCUUCAGUACUGGGUCACAUUUUUACCUUGAGAUUUGUGUACAAUUAGACUAUUUUAUUUGCAUUAGGAAGGGUCUAUGGAGGUCAGAAGGUUAAUGGCCACAGUGUUAACUAUUUCAAUCCCCCCACAUGAGUUUUUGAAGCUGUAUAAAAUCACCAAAUAGUAAGCAGAAUGAAUAUAGAAAUGCAUCAUAGUACUGAAGGGGUUAAUCAUCUCUGUGGCCCGUAAAACUAGUGGUAGUGAGAGAACAAAGUGUUUCAAUAUACAAGCCUGUGUGUGUGUGAAUGAAUGAUUGUCCAGGGCACGCUUACCUCACGUGGCCACACUCAGCACUUCACCGUCGCUGCUUCCUCACGCACACAAACACUCGCACUGAACACCGGCAGCGCGCACCAAGUGAGUGACAACGACUCACAGCUUAUUUUUGUUUUGAUUUAUACACGGAAAUAGCAAUGUAUGUUUGUGUUGUGUUGCCGUGUUUUGAUUUUGUAUUGUCCAUCUUUUAAGUUAGUCACUAUGAUGAUUUUUUUAUUAUUUUCCUUAGUUUUCCUUAACACAGGAGUUUUCACUAAGUUCUGAUUAGUUCAUUUGUUUGCAUUUUCUUCACUUACUAAACUCUAUAACCUUAUGCAUUUUAUUGAUUUAAAGUAAUAUUUUCAAUUUUAUUUUAAUUACUUAUAUUUUAACUCAGAAUAUUAUGCAUUUUUACUCAUUUAACUCAUAUUUUUUACGUAAUUAUUUUCAACACAUCACUUAAGGAACUAAAUGAAAUGAGAGAGAGAGAGAGAGAAUGUAUGAAUAAAGUGUGUGUCUGUGAGUGUGUGCAGUGACCCAGCCAAGCCCUGUGUUGCAGAAAAAGCUGUUGUGUGCAGGGAUAGGCGUUUUCGUGGUGCUGUUGCUCAUCUUGAUUCUUGUUAUCUACUUCAUCAUCAACCGUGACAACACCCCGAGCCCCGUCCCAGCCGUUACCCAUCCCCCUCCUGACAGUGGCUGAACGGGGGAGUAAAGAGAGUUAACUAAGAAAUACAAUCCCCUGUGAUAUUGAUUGGUGAAUGACACACUGGUAGAAUGUUGCAUAUAUUGAAUCUUUAUCAUUCAAUUUUACAUGUUUUUCCUAUUUUAUAUUUUCUUUUUGAAAUUUAGUUUUUGAUAAUGAAUGAGUAGAUUACAUGAUUAUUUCUUUAUUAUUAUUAUUAUUAUUAUUAUUAUUAUUAUUAUUGUUAUUGGCACUGUUGUUAUUAUUAGAUAUCUUUAUUGUUUUUCUUCCUAUUUGACAUUUUCUUUUUUUUUUUGUUAAGUUCCAGUGAUAAAAGUAGAGUAAACUACAAUAAUUUUUUUCUAUUGCUGGCACUAAUAUUAUUAUUAUUAUUAUUAUUAUUAUUAUUAUUAUUAUUAUUAUUAUUAUUGUUGAUUAUUAUUGCUAAGAGGUCACUUAAACAUAAUCCUUGGUUUGACUUCUUUCUGCAACAGCGACAUUACCUUGCAUUAUUGAGUUAACUGAUUCCAACCUUUGCAUUUGUUGAUAGUCACUUGUUAUAUAAAGCACACAAAUGAUACACAAAGCAUAGGUGUUGAGGCAGAGAAGGUACACCUGUUACCACCUAAUUGGACUCUUUUCUUACAUUGACUACCAUUAGCAGGCUCUAGUGGAAGUUACUGGCAUUUUCAAGGGUGUUUUCAUGGUUGUAAUGACAGAUUGGCAGGCUAUAUUGAGAGUUGCUGUGGUUUUUCAAGGCUGCUUUCAUGAUUCUAGGGAUUUGGCAGGCUACAUUAGGAGUUGCUGUGGAUUUCAAGGGUGCUUUCAUGAUGCUAGUGAUUUGGCAGGUUAUAUUGGAAGUUACUGUGGUUUUCAAGGGUGUUUUCAUGAUUCUAGUGAUUUGAAAGGCUGUAUUGAAAGUCGUAGUUUUCAAGAGUUUUCAUUGUAAUGAUGGAUUGGCUGGUUAUAUUGGGAGUUACUGGGAUUUUCAAGGGUGUUUCCAUGGUUCUAGUGACAGACUGACAGGCUAUAUUGAAAGUCAAUGGGGUUUUCAAGAAUGUUUUCACUAUUCAAAUAAGAGUUUUUAGCAAGAAUUAAGUACCAUCGCCAGAAAAAACAUCAUGAAAAAUGUGACUACUUAUCUGUGUGGUCCUUGAGAAUACUAGGCCUUAUAGAGCUGGCAGAGUUUUGAAAAUACGCAUCAUAGAAUUAUUAUUUAGCUUCAGCCACAGUUAACUCAAAUAGCUUAUAAUGAUUUAUUUCCUUUACUUUUGUUUCUUAGGUUUACGCAUUUAUGAUUUAUUAGAAAUUGGAUCGAUUUAUAAUACAUCGCAGCUUUUGAGUGUUCAGACUUAUUUGGAAAAGAAUGAAAGCAGAGAAUUGUGUUAUGUAAUUUGUAAGUGCAUAUAGACACACACACACACACACACACACACACACACACACAUACAUUGCAGUAGACGGAAGAAAUCAACUAAAAAAUACAUCAAUAUUUCUUCUUUAACAUCCAUCAACACUCUCAGUAAGUAGAAGGUGACACAUACACACAAACACUGACACUCUCUUCUCCUCCAUUGCACAAACAUAUCUUUCUUCUUCAUCCUUGACACUGAACCGUUUGUUUAUUUUGGUUUUACUUCUUUUUUUUUUUUUUUUUUUUUUUUUUUUUUUUUUUUUUGUCUGUACAUACGCCACUCUCUCAUUUCAUUCUAAGCGAUCAUGUAGGAAUUAUCACUGAAUUAUCUUCUCUCAAAUCUAUACAUUGACAUUACCUAACUUUUCAUCUCUGCAUCACUAAGACAUAAGACACUUCAUUUCUUCACCUCGUCCCUCAACACAAACUCCCAGUCCACAUGCAUUUACCUCACACGUUCUCGGCAUCACCUGUGCAUAAUACUGCAUAAUACAUUUUUAAGGCAUGUGAUUAUACAAGACAUUAAUUUUAAGAGACACAUCACCAAUCUUCCAUCCUUCCUUCCUCCUCUCCUCCCUCACUGACUGUCCUUUCCUGCCAUUCCUAAGUUGAUGUUUUGAGGAAGAUGAGAGGCUAGUAUGAGAGACAGAGAGAGAGAGAGAGAGAGACACUAAUAUACUUUCUAUUCACAUACACUUACUCUAGAAAGGAGUUAGCUUAGGCCCACACCACCACAGCCACCACCACCACUACCACCACCAACACCGACCACCAACUACCACCAACCACCACCACUACCAUAGAACGCCACCAGUAACACAUACGCACACACACCCACCGUUACGUAAGUUCCUGAGGCACACUAGAGGGAUACAAGAGCCACAAUAGGAUAAUCAGAAGCUCUACAUGGGAUCCCAAUAAGCAAACACUUCAUGAAUUCGUAGAAAAAAAAUUAGUUUGAGUUGGCGGUACAUUUUUGUUGCUUAGGCUGUGAAAAUUAAAAAAAAGUAAAGUGUCAGGCAUAGUUGUAGGGUGUAGGAGGCUGUGUAGGCUGUCAGUAGGCUGUGAGGAGGCCCAGAGUGAGGUGUAGAUGAGGUUUUGCUUUCCUAUGUAGAGUGUGAGAUGUGUGGGUGAGGUGUGAGGAUGCCCUGUCCCAGAGUGUGAGGUUGUGUGAGGGAGGGACUGGGGACAGGAGCUGGUGCAGUGUCCUGUGUGUGGUGUGUAGGUGUUGGUGAGUCAUUCCAGCUCUUCCAGUGGUGUAAAUAGACUAGAAGCAAUUUUAAUACCGUAAGGAACCACCGAGAUUACACAAGUGAAAUAAAACAGAUGGCGUGUUUUUCUUAGUCUACCCUGAAUGCUGAGUCUCUCUUGCGCUGUCUGUGUUUUGUUUGUCUCGUUUUCUUUCCAUAUGCGGGUGGGAAAUGUAACCUUGGAGUGUGUUGGCUAGAGGUUCAGUGAAGCAAAUGACUACACUUGGUUCUUUUAGAGCCAGCAGUCAAUUGUCCUCAUUGAAUUGAAGCUUGAUUUCUGUUUUGCUGGGUUACCUUUUUCACUUUUGUGUUGGGAGAAGAAUGACGAAAGGUGAAAUGUUUCUUGGUGUUUGUGUGGUGUUGAGCAGUUGUGGGGUUGACAGCUGGUGGUGAGGGACAUGGGGUGGUGCAGUGAAGGUUGAAAGGGUGAAGGGGUGUGCAGGGGAGCUUCAGUCACAGGUGUGAGUGUAAUGAGUUUCACAUCUACAUUUUGCAUCACUCAGAUUUGGCAGUGUAGUAGAAAUUAACAGACACCAUUGACACUUACUGGCUAGAUUUCAUGAUGCAGCAAAGCACAAGAAAGUAAUGGAAACUUCAAGAAACCAUCAGGCUUACACAUGACAGGCCUUGAGAUGGAGAACACAUAAUGUACACUCCUUAACAAACCUCCCACUACUGACAGCUACACUAAUUUGAGGAAAUAACAGACCUCUCAACUUAACUUUUUGUAGUGCGACUUACUCUUUAGUCUUUAGCUUUCUAUGUACAAGAAUUACAGUAGCAGUUUCCCUCCAACACAGAUAAUGACAAUGUGUUCUACUGUCGUUAAAGUUCACUAAAUUAAAACCAGAAGCACCAUUACGGACACUAAAUAUGCCAACUUUUUUUUCUAUUCCUACUCCAUAAUUAACUUGAAAUGUCAAAUUGAAUAGUAUUUCCUUAGUUUUGUGUACUCAUACCCAACUUAAUUUGAUGCAUAAACACACUUACACACCUGUACUCUUAAUUACUAGCUCAAACAACCACACCUGUGAAUUUAUUGAAGGCUACCUGUGUAUGGGAGAGGAGAAGGUGGUGGUGCUGGUGGUGAGAGGAAAGAUGGGAGGGAGGGUGGUGAGGGUGAUGGGAUGGUUACGAAGAUAGAGGAAUGGAAGGAACAGGAUUAGUAUGAUGUUUUUUUAGAAAUUCAUUGACCGGAUGUGACAAGAGUGAGAGUGUGUGUGAGAGUGGAAAAUGUGCUGGUUAUUUGUGGCAUGGUAGUAGUAGUAGUAGUAGUAGUAGUAGUAAGAGUAGUAAUGGUAAUGCAUCCUGAAGUUAUAUAAACAGAACUGCUAUUUUAUCACUACAUAUUAUCAUCACUUAUCAUCAUUACUGUUCUCAUACCAACAGUUUCAUUCCUCUUACUAAUAUACAGCAGUUUCCAUCCCUUCAUUAUACAGCAGUUUCCACCUCUCACACUCACCCUGCCAAACUCCUUCCCAGGACACACAUCUGAGCUUCCUGAACCCUUUGUACUGCUGUGCUCAUUACUGAUAUAAAGAUAAUAUGCAUGGAGACACAAGGGAGAGAUAUUAGUUUUCUUGUACUGUACGGAACUACAAUAGAGUGACUAUUAGUAAAGACAAGCCUUACCAAGUUGUGUGGCUAGAGGGAAAAUAUUGUCCUUUCAUUCUUUAUUAACACUUGGCAUCAUAAAGAAAUUAUUUGCAUGAAGACACAGAAGAAAAGGGAUUAUUUAUGUCUUUAACUAUACAGAAUUAUUAAAAAAAAAAAAAACUGCUAUCAUAGAAAAGGAUUUGCAUGAAGACAGAAGAGAUUACUGAUGUCUAACACUACAAAAUUAUAAUGAAAAAAAAAAAAUCAUAAAAAGAAUUUACAUGAAGACAAAAGAAAGAUUACUUAUGUCCAAUACUACAAAAUUAUUAGAAAAAAUGGAUUAUAAGAAGAAUUUACAUGAAGACAAAGAAAAGAGAUUACUUAUGUCUUUAACACUACAUAAUGAUUAAAAACAGUACCAUAAAGAUAUUCUUCUAAAAGUUGUAAGGAUAAAAUGGGAGCGGGAUUUUGCUUCUACAAUACAAAAAUGUUGAGGAAUAAGCCAGAAAAUGUUGCCAGUGGUUAAAUAGAUGUUGUCCAGCAGUGAGUGGGUGAAGGUGAGGCAGGUGUGGGUAGGCGCUCCUUCACACACCUGGCCCACGCUGGCACUCAGGUGUGGGUGCUUUUGAUUUUAACCCCUAGAACUCCUUGUUUUAGAGAUCAUUUUUAUUUAUUCAGUUUAUUAAUAGUGGUAUUUUUUUUAUUGAAUCCCAUCACACAUUUUUAUUCCUUUGUUAUUGAGUAUUUUUUCCUUUAGUUUUAUUGUAUGUUUAUAUAUAUAUAGGGACAUAUUACAUGUAUCUUCACUAUAUGUAUGUAUCUAUUUAUUCAUUGAUUUAUGUGCUUGAUUAGUAUAUUUUUAUUUACUUAGAAAUUAUUACCUCAGGAUCAUUAUUAUCAUCAUUAUCAUUAUUUUUGUCCUGAUUGCUGUUAUUACCACCUCCAUCCUUACCAUCACACAUCAAUGAUUUCUCCACAACCUGCACAGCUACAGAAUCAGUGGUAGCUUAUCCAUGGUCGUUAUUUAUUCUUAUUUAUUUACGAAUGCAAGUGUGAUUGAGUAUGAGCUGCAUGUUUAAUCCACCCUCUGAUUAUGCCUCCUUGUUAUUCCCCUUUAUACUGGUGCCAAGUCUGUGUAUUAGGUGUAGUAGUAGCCUGUGCACUUCUGUUAUGCUUUAAGACACUCCUGUAGCACCUUAGCACAUAUACAUUUAAGUGCGCUAUGGUGCUGCAUCAGCCUCUCGGUACCCUUGGAAAUGUGUGCUAUGGUGCUUGUUUGGCCCUGUGUCACCUGUGUUGUGUUAGGAUGUUAGGAUGCCUGUAUUAGCUGUGGUACCUGGUUAAGUCUGCAGUUUGGGUACCUGUGUAAACUAUGGUACCUGUUUAACCCUCUCACUGCCACAUAUUCUUCUCCCAUCAUCCCUUGCAACUCUCAAGACACAUUUUCUUCUAAGUUCUGUAGCCUAGACAAUGCAGAAUUAAUCCUUUUAUUCUCUAUUCUAUCUUUCCUUCUAGACUACAUUUCUUAUACUACUAUUACGAAAAGAGCCAUUGCAGUGAAAGGGUUAACUACACUUGCAUGAACUGUGGUAUACCUGUGUAAAUUAAGGUACCUGUUUGAUUGUACUAGGAUGCCUUUGUAGACUGAUAGCUGUUUAAGUAUACUAUGGUACCUGUGUAGGCCGUGUACCUGUUAAUUGAGCCACAUAUGAUGCAUUUUCACACCUGUAGCACCUGUGUCACAUUAGGUAGUGCCUUGUGCAGCAUCCUUGGCACCUUGUAAGCCCGCAGUGUUGCCGCUGUACAUAUUGAGGCAAGGAAGCACUGGGCUGGAGCAAUAUCAAUGGAAUAAAGCCUAUUUUUAUUA
This is a messenger RNA of Portunus trituberculatus (swimming crab), 12384 nucleotides long. It is a transcript of the gene Syx1A, whose product is annotated as syntaxin-1A-like. Gene Ontology annotation, molecular function: SNAP receptor activity; SNARE binding. Lineage: Eukaryota; Metazoa; Arthropoda; Malacostraca; Decapoda; Portunidae. The transcript is spliced from 9 exons. Bases 240 to 1121 code for a protein of 293 amino acids. Gene Ontology annotation, cellular component: endomembrane system; presynaptic active zone membrane; plasma membrane. The record is from RefSeq and is a predicted model, not a curated record. Gene Ontology annotation, biological process: intracellular protein transport; synaptic vesicle fusion to presynaptic active zone membrane; exocytosis.